Molecule: messenger RNA, 591 nt
Organism: Prunus armeniaca (apricot)
Lineage: Eukaryota; Viridiplantae; Streptophyta; Magnoliopsida; Rosales; Rosaceae
Source: the annotation of a GenBank genome assembly
AUGGUUUCUCAAGACCAAAGUAAGGACUCUGGCUCCAAAAAAAAUGGAGGUAAGGAGCUUGGAAUGGUAACUCCUCAAGACAAGCCCUUGAAGAAGAUGAAGUUUGUUUCAUCUGCUGAGACAGAACCAACCAGCACGACAACAAUUUCUGAGGAUUCAAAGUCAGGUCGAGGUAUGAGCACAAUGCCUCGUGUUGUGAAGAGAAAAUUGCAGAAAAUCAAGCCAGUUGUUGAGUACAAUAAAAGGGGGAAAGGAUGUGGCCCUGCACAUACUGAGAUGCAGUCCUACAUUGGUGUGUUGGCACGCUCCAGAGUCCCACUUGUGGACAAGAAAUGGGCUGAAAUCCCCAAGGAUAUAAAGGAGCAGAUUUGGGAAGCCGUUGACAUGGCUUUUGUGGUAGGUCAAGGGGGCAAGACCUCGGUGUUAUCUUCUGCUGCCAAGAAAUGGAAGGAUUUCAAGUCUACACUGACGAGGCAUUAUAUCCUUCCAUACAUCAAGGAGAGGGAGAAAUUAAGCCAACCCCCUGAAGUAUAUAAAUUCAUAGAGAAAGCAGAAUGGGGAUGCCUUUGUAGUGUAACGACCCGGUCCUAA